UUCAGAGGCCCGGUUCUAAUGGUUCUAACGGUCCUCCUGGUGCUCAGAGGUUCAGUGUGCUGCUGCUGCCCCCUGCAGGACAGAGUGAGAACUGAAGUCAGUCUCAGGUCAGUCUGCUUCAUCAUUCAUCGUCUGUCCUGAUGACGUCUGUGAGGACAGAAACUUUAAAGAUGUCCGUCUGUGGUUCUGACCUGUCUGUGGUUCUGACCGUCUGUGGUUCUGACCGUCUGUGGUUCUGACCCGUCUGUGGUUCUGACUGCAGCAGGUCCAUUAGAGAGUUCUGGAGCGAUCACUGAAGACAGUUUUGGACUCUGGAGUUGAAAAGAUCUGCACUCUUUACCUCUAGGUUAUAGAUCUGUAACUAGAACUGAUGAUAGAUGUAGUUAUUGAUCUAGUUAUAGAUAUAUAAGCUAUAGAUCUGUAGUUAUAGAUCUACAACUAGAUGUAAUGACUGAUGUAGUAAUUAAGUUAUAGAUAUAUAAGUUAUAAGCUAGAUCUAUGACUAGAUCUAGUUAUAGAUCUAUAACUAUAGAUCUGUAAAUAGAUCUAGUCAUAGAUGUGUACCUCAAAGUCAUAGAUCUAGUUCUAGAUUUACAACUAGAUCUAAUUAUAUAUCUAGAACUCAAAGUCAUAGAUGUGUACCUCAGAGUUAUAGAUCUGUUAUAGAUCUAGAAUCGGGCAGAUGUCUCAUGUCGGUGACCUUUGAUCCUCUGAACUCCUCGACCUUGUUUUUUAAUUUUUGUACUUUUUUUCAGACUCUCAGAUUAACAGAAACGUCGAUCUUUAAAUGUUUGAAUUGAUUUUAUUUCGUCACAGAAAAACAGAAAAACAGAUUUUUAUAGAUUUUUUUAACGACACAGAACUCGAACAGAUAGAUCCGUUCUCCUGAAGCUUCACUCAGACUCUGUUUUCACCUCAUGUCUGAUCUUUUCUCUUCAUCAUCAUCAUCAUCUCUGGACCAGAACCUCCUCAGAAGAACCUGAAUGUUGGUUCUGAAGGUGACCCGGUUCUGAAUGAAGCUUCAGUCGGUCUUAACUCUACCCAGUGUAGGGAAACUUGAGGAGCGCGGCCUGACCGGGGCCGAGCCACACCUUCUUCAGGUCCACGCUGCUGUCGGCGGGCAGAGCGCUGCUGUUGGUGCUGAGGACGACCGCCGCCUGCUGAGGAAGCUCCGCCCCGCUCAGCUGCAGCACCGCCGGCUCCUCCGCCCAGUUAAACGCCGCCACGUAGCGCUGACUCUGAUCCCAGACGCGCAGGUACGCCAGCGAGGAGGAGGAGUUAGAGAGGAGCAGGAAGUCCCCGAACAGCAGGGAGCGCUCUUUCCCCCGCAGGUUACUGAGAGUGCAGAAGAAGUCUCGAGUGGACAGACGCUCGGCGCGCUCCUCCUGAGGAGACGGACAGAUGAUCAGAACCGACACCGACUCUGAAACACUGAACGGUGGCGGUGUGGCGGUACGGUGGCCCUGAAGGUCAACGCCACAAACUCUUCUAACAGACGCCAAAAACAAAAAAACAAAGUCUUAUGAACUGACGCGGCGCUGAACCUUCAGGGCCUCCGUAGUUCACCUGCUUACCUGUAGAGUCCCGUUCAGCUGCUCGUCAGAGUCCCAAAGCAUUCUGGGAAACAUGGUGCCCUUUAACAGAGACAGUUCAAAGGUCAGUCAGACAGCGAGGAGGUUAAUCGGCGUUAAUUAAUAAUCAUGACUGAGACGUUGAAUCAUUCAGGAAAUCAGAACAAGAGUCGCCCCCUACAGGAAGUGAGAGGAACUGCAGUGAGGUGGAUCGUGUUUUAAUUAAUUUUAAUGAAUUUUAAAAUAUUUUAAAUCAAACAGUCGUCACGUGGAUGUUGGUAAAAACUGAAGAAAGAAGAACGUGAAUUCACAGAAAAAUGACGAAAAACACGUUCAAACGAAAAAAACAUUCAAAAUGUUUCGACAAAAAUUUUAAUUAUUUUUUAAUAAUUAGAAAAGUAGAAAUCUAAAGUCACACUUUUGUAAAGAUCUGUAGUUCCCGGUAACAAAAUAGACAAAUUAAAAAAAAAACAUUUAUUCAUCUUUUUUAUAUCUAUAUUUUCUGUCAGUCUUUCAGGGAUUAAAGGUCCCCUGAACAAAAAAUAAGAAGCAUUUUUAAAUGUUUUUUAAAUAUUUCCCCCAAAAAUUUCUGAAACUUUUUGAAAAUUAAACACAUAAAAACAUAAAAAUAUGAAAAAAGUGAAUUUUUAAAAAUUUUAUCGAAGUGAAACUCAAAGACGUCGGUAACUUCGCUUUACAGAAAAAUGACGAAAUAACAAAAAAAAGUUCAAAAUGUCUUAAACUAUUUUUUAAUAUUUAUAAGAAGUAUUUAUCUAAUCAAUAUUUUAUUUAUAAAAGCAAAUGUUUUAUUUCAUUUUAAUUUUUUUCAUUUUAUUCUUAUUUUUGAACGUGUGAAACAACAAAAAUAAACUGAAAACAAACAAAACUAGUGAGAAUAUUCAAAACAACAACAACGAUAAUCUAAACAAAAAAGUUAAAAUUAAAAUUAAAUUAAAAAAAAAUUCACUAAAAGUUACCAGAUAAAAAUAUAAAAAUCUAAAAAAGUUCAUUUUAAAAAUUAAAUCAGACUGAAACUCGAACUCGUCGGCGCUCCGUCUCACCUCGUCCAUCAGUCCGAUCUCGUCGCCGUAGUUGACCACCGGCGUCCCCGGCAGCGUCAGCAGCAGCAGCAGGUUCAGCCGGACCAGAGCCGGGCCCACCAGUGACGCCAGGUGACCCUGGUCCCGCCCCCCCAGGCUCCACGUCAGCUCGCUCUGAUUGUGGGACGAGUACAGCAGCUGGACGGACUGAGCGUGCUCCAUGGCGUCUGUGCUGCCCGGACGGAGGACCCUGGAGACCAGCAGGUCGACCCCGGUGGAGGAGAGGAGGGCGGAGACGUCUUCAGGCGUGGAGCGCUCGGUGACGCCCAUCAGGACCCUGAAAAAACAAACGGAAACGUCUUUUCAGGAGGAUCCAUGAGACCCGGUUUGACCCGACCUGGUCCACCUAAACGGUUCUGACCUCUUCUGGGACUGCUGCUCCGUCCCGUUCUGGACGAUGGCCCGGAUGUCGGCCCACAAAGACGGCACCACGGUAGAAACACGCUCCACCCCCGACAGCUGCACGCCGUCCACGCCCAGAUCCAACCAGAACACCAGAGCGGACUGAGACAGAGAGAGAGGGUCAGAGACGGCGGCCCCUGCUGCCCCGCCCACAGCCCCGCCCACCAUCAGGACAGACUCACCUUCAGCCUCUCGGCCACGCCGGUCACACUGGUGUUGGAGAACCAGGGUCCAGAUGAUCCCUGAUAGUUCGGAGUCAGAUCCAGAACCACAGAAAGACCUGCAGAGACCCAAAACCCAGAGAGUCAGAGAGUCCUGAAGGACCUCAGAGACCCCCCCCCCCAGGUCCACUCAGGUCCACUCAGGUCCACUCAGGACCGGCUCCUCACCUUUCUUGUGGGCCGCCUGGACCAGACCUUUGAACUGCUCCAGGUUCCCGUUCUCCGGAGAGACCUCCUCGAACCUCAGACCCAGAACGUCAUCUGCAGGAGCGACGUGGAGCGGACCCAGAACCAGACCCCGGACCUUCAGCUGAGACAGAGCGCCGACCUUCUGCUCCACACCUGAACCGAGGGGGCGGGGUUAUUGAUUAUUUCAUAUAUAAUAAAAUAGAACAGUAUAGAACAGAACAGACUAGAUGUCCUGGAUUUGACCCCUGACCCCGUCGUCCCGCUCGCUCUGACACUCUGACUCAGCAGAAGUCUGGGACCUGAUUGGACGUUUUUAAGGUUUCGUUUCCUGAACAGACGCUUGGUCAGCAGAGGGACUCAGACCGGGUCUUCCGGUCCCCCUGGUCCUCACAUCUGUGGUUCUUUCUCACCCUUCAGGUUCCGGGUCUCGGUGAAGGCCUGGAUGUUCCCGAUCCGGUACAGCGGGCCGUCGUUCCACCAGUUGGUGGGGGGGAGGUCUCUGCAGCGAGGCGCCCGCAGGAUGAUGAGGACGGCGCCAGCUAACAUCCCCAACCAACCGAGCCAGAACACCACCAACAGGGCCCAACGGGUCCGAACCCACCUGAGGACACACACAGGAGUCUGAGUGAUCUAUAUCUACGUUUUUCUCAGAGUCUGAGUGAUCUAUAUCUACGUUAGGAGGAGGUUCACUGAGGUUAGACUGCCCCCUGAUGGACAGUAGAGAGACUGCAGGUUUAAACUCCUCAGUGUUUUCAUCUCUUUACUCUUUAAUGAUUCAGACAUCUACACUGAUACUGUCUAUGUUCUGGGUCAGAGGGGCCUGUCUAAUUCCUGGACUGUUGUUAUAUUAGUGUGUGAAAAAGACUCAGACUAACUGCAGUAAAACACACAGUCAGGGUGAGUACUGUGAGUAUAAUUACUGCGUGUGUGUAUAUUGUGCAUAUCGUGUAUUUUGUGUGUAUAUUGUGUGUAUUGUGUGUAUUGUGUAUAUUGUGUAGUGUAUUGUGUGUAUAUUGUGUAUAUAUUGUGUGUAUUUCGGGGCCUUGUCUCCCCCUCUCUCUCUCUCUCUCUCUCUCUCUCUCUCUCUCUCUCUCUCUCUCUCUCUCUCUCUCUCUCUCACCCCGGGGUUCCCGCCACCCUCAGCAGCUCCUCUUUGGUCAGUCCGGUAAAUUUCACCUCCUCCUCCCCCUCCUCUUCCUCGGGGAUCUUCAGCUUCACGGCUCCGUUUUUCUCCGCCGCUCCUCCUCCUCCUCCUCCUCCUCCCGCACACGGAGCUCCAUCCCCCCGGUCUCCUCCUGCUCCUCCUCCUCCUCCCCCGGUCAUGGGGAGCUUCUCCUGCUCCUCCUGGUCCAGGUCGGCCUCACUAACGUCGGCUUCGGUGGCGUCGGUAUCCGCGGGGAUCUGGGCGGGGACCUCCGCAUCCUUCUGCUCCUCAGCAUCUCUGCUCCUCCCGGCCUCCUGCAGCUCCACCUGCGUCUCCUCCGUGUUCAUACCGGAGAUUCUCCGAUUAACCGACAAACAACCGAAUCAAACAAACAGACGACCGUGUGAAACAGAGAGCAGCUGACCGACACCCUGAUCUCUGUCUGUGUGUGUCUGUGUGUGUCUGUGUGUCCGACCACUGCAGCAGAGAAUGGUGAUGCUUUCACUGCCGUCGGAAAUAUGAGAACUGCAGUGAUGAGUCCGUGAACGCCUCACAGAGUCUGACUUCAGUCAAAAUCAAACAUGUAGAAUUUAAAGUUAAAAUAAUAAAGAUCAAAGGAAACACUUUAAUGCCUGAAACCAGAAAUUAUGGACAGAAAAUUCAUAUUUUUGAAGCUGAAAUGUUUAUUUCACAAAAAAUCAAAAUGUCCUUAAAAUUUCACAAAUAUAUUUAUUUCUCUUGUUUGAUACAUUUACUGUUUAUAGACACUGAUAAACUAAAAUAGGACAUUCUUAUCAUUUAUCAGACUGUAUUCUGGUGUUUUUUUUUUAGUAAUUUGUUGAUCAUAUUGAUUUGAUAGAAGUUUAUAAAAGUAUGAAUCAAAUACGAUAAAAAAGGCAAUAAAGGGUUUUAAAAAAACCUCUGAUAACACGUAGAAAACUCUUUCAAAAUAAAACUUUUACAAACUAAAAUAAAGUCUACACUGAAGAGAGAGAGACACGUUAUAAUGACACUAAACUAUAAUAGAACUUUUUCAAUUAUACGUAAAUAUAAAUGAUUCAAAGUCAAUUUUAUUUUGAUGGAACUUUUCAGACAAAGAUGUAGUUUCAAAGUUCCUCACAGAGGCUAAAAAACAACAAUUAAACAACAAUAAAACAACAAUAACACCUGACCCUCACACCCACAUACUCACCCAUGGACCCACAGACACACACCCUCCCUCACUCACAAACACAGACAGAGUGAGAAUUUAAGAUAUAUUGUUAAAGAGACAUGACCUGACACCGAUAAAUAAAAUUAAAAUUAAAUAAAAUAAAUAUAUAUAAAUAAAUUGAAAAAAUAAAUCAAUAAACAAAUAAAAUUAAAAAACAGAAACAUAAAAUAAAUAAAACAAAUAAAAAUAAAAUAAAUCUGUUAAUUUAAAAUAAAUAAGUAGAUAAGAUAAUAUGAUAAAUAAGAACAUAAGACUCUAUAUUCCUCCUGACCCUGACAGACUCAGAUUCCUGCUGAGAGAAGAAGAACCACAACAAGCCUUCAUACCUGACUACACAGAGAAACACCCUCAGCAGGCAUGUGUCGGACCGACCACACCCCCAAAACUCUCUCAUCUGCAGGUGAAAACUCUGUCUCACCUGUCUGGAAAUGGGCGUGGCCUCUGCUCCACCUUCAGAUCUGAACACCUCCUUCAUCACCUGUUUGAGUCGAGACAGGUGCAGGAGGGAGAUCAUCCUGACACACCGGUUUUUCAGAUUGCCGGGUACAUCCUGGACCUUUGACCUUUAGAGUUAGGGUCAGCAGAAAGUGUCACACCUGAGUGUGAGACCACAGAAAGAGGUCUGCAGGUAGAACUCAUCAUCGUCCAUCAUUUAGACUCUUAAACAUCAAUAAACAUCGUCUCUGUUGUUCUGAAAUUUACUCUUUCACAUUAUUUUAGUAUACAGAGACUGCAGUUCCCAGUUUGACCACUAGAGGCCAGACAACCGCGUAACCAGAGACAGGUGUGCGGACCUCUCUGAAGACUUCUCAGCAGAAUCGAAACUGACGGAGUCUGGUCUCAGAGGUGGUGGAGUUGUUGUUGGUCUUCUUCUUCUUCUCCUCAUCAGCUGGUUGGUGGAGAUGUUCCUGCUGUGUGUGAUCCUCCUCGGACACGGUGAGGAGUUCAGAUCUUUACAGAUGAAGAAGAAGAAAAAACUGGUUUAGUCCGUUUAGUUUCUCCACUGAUCUGUUUUAGGAGUUCGAGGUAGACCGUGUUCAUCGCGCUUAUAUAACUAUAAUUAUAAACCACAGAGACUUCAGAGAGACCUGUAACUAUACAGACCGAGUUUAAUAAACAGACUGAGUUUAAUAUACAGAGACUUAGAUUCAUAAAGAUGAAGUUAAAACGAGACUGUCUGUAGGUCAGAAUAGAAAAGUUAUUAGAAUGUCAAAAAAGUUCAUUUUUCUCCAGACUUAAAUUCAAAAAGUGAAACUUCCACAUAUUUUCGAUUCAAACAGUUAAAUCUUCAGAGACUCUAUUUCUUUGACGAUUACAUUGUGGAAAAGUCCAGGUUCUUAUCAGGUUUUCAGUCUGUUUUCACUAUUUAUUAUGUGUAUGUAAGAAUAUAUAUCUUUUUAUCUGUACUUUUAUUUAUUUGGUUUUUAUACCACUACCACUCUACCUCCAGAAAGUGCAAUAUCACUCACCAUGCUGCUAUUGUACCCUUAGUUUUUAUUUAUUCUUAUUAUUUAUUUUGUCUGUAUAUUAAAGUGACAAUCCAGCAUAAAAUUAAUUUAGGGUCAAACCCACUGUAACACCGAGUUAGACCCCCCCUCCAGAGAUGAAUGUUGUCGACCGCUUCCUUCUCUAGUUAUACCAACUUUAGUAACGACCGCAGGAUAGAAAUACAGAGAGCCACGCCCCCAACCAAAACGCCACUCUAUAGCCACAAAUAAUGCUCAGAACAACACCUAACUUCAUCAACAGGACAUAUAGGGUCACAGACAUAGUACUAGAGAGACCUCAGGCCAGUCCAUUACAGACUACAGCGGGGUGCCGCAGCUCAAGGAAGAACAUUUAUGAUCAUUUCUUCAUGGAAAUACAAUCAGACCGAGACGCUAAGACAGAAGAACUACCGCGUCUGUAAAAUGUUUAAUAUGGUGAUUAUUACUUCAAGGAAAUGAUAAAGAAAUGGUCAUAAAUGUUCUUCCUUGAGCAGCGGCACCCCGCUGUAGUCUGUAAUGGACUGGCCUGAGGUCUCUGUACAAACAAGCGUCUGCUGGAAGAGAGUAGGUGAGUUGUGUUUAGUCUCUUUGCUAAAGAAAUGAGUCAAAGUUAAAAAGAUGUUUGGUGUCUAGUACUAUGUCUGUGACCCUAUAUGUACUAACCUCAGUAGAACAUGGUGUAGUUCCGUUCAGUAACAGAACCUCAUUGGAAAAUUAGCUGAUUUAACUUUACUGUGCUCUUGUUCAAAUAUAUUAACUCAACAGCACAUAAAUCCAUACCUGUUAACAAAAUCAUGAUUUUAUUGAUAAUUCGGCUCAAUAAAAACACCUUUACCUUUUCAUUUUACUACAGUAGAAGUUUAUUGGCCCUUGUGUUACGGUGGGUUUGACCCUAAAUUAAUUUUACACCAGAAUAUCCCUUUAAUACAGGAAGUCCUCCAAAAGUAGCGCCGACUGAGAGCUAAGAUCAGAAUCAACAUUAAUUUACACCAAAUCGAGGUUUUCCUCUUUACGGUGUUUCUUCCCCUCAUGUCCUCACAGUUUCCCAGCAUGCCUUGGGUGAAGAGGUGACUGAGUGGGUGUAUGAGGGUCAGAAGUCUGUCAGUCUGCCCUGCACCAUACCUGGAGGGUUUGGAGACAUCACCUCUGUGGUGUGGAGCCGCUUUGAUCUGGAUCCCGCCAUCAUCCAGCAGCACGGGACCGAGGACCCGAAUCCGAACGUCCAGUACAGCGGCCGGACAUCCCUGUCAGCUGACUUCAUCGGGUUCUUCUACAGAGACUUGACCCUCACUAUAGACAAACCCCGCAUCUCUGACAGCGGCACCUACACCUGCACCGUCCACAGCACCAAACACGGGAUUUUGCGCAAGAACGUGGACUUACAGGUCACGAGUAAGUGAGAGAGUCUGAACUUCACGAGGUUUAAACCUCAAGAGUCUCUAAAGCUCAUUUCUGACGGUGUCCACAGAACCGUACACGGUCCUCAUCAAGGUCUGGGUGGUCCUGAGUCUACUGUUUGUUGUGGCCGGAGCCGUCGUUGUUGCUGUGGGUCUCGCCGUGUUUCUGUGGGAAAAGACCAUCUCAGGUUUGUGUGUCUGUGUGUGUGUGUGUGUGGUCCAAAGGUGUGUCCAAAUAUGAAACAAGGUGACUUGACAGAUCCUGGAUUAAGACGUUUCACUAACCUUAACCCAUGAAGUGUUGUUUAAGAUCCUCUAAGACAGAUCUACACACUGAAAAAUGUUGGGAUGUUUUUUCAGGUUGAGCCUGUUGGUCCGUUUAUUUGGGUUAUUUCUAAUCAAUGAAUGACUUUGUGAGGUGGAGGAAAGAAACAACGUCCUGUUCUGUUUACUUUGAACUGAUAAGAAACCCGUAGAAAAAGAAAAACUGCUGAAUGUUUACAAACUCUAAAACUCUGAAGGGGCGGCAGCAGCUCAGGAGGUAGAGCGGUCGUCCAAUGACCGGCAGGUUGGCGGUUCGAUUCCCCCCUAUCCCAAGUUUGUCUGUUGUGUCCUUGGGCAAGAUACCUCCCUCCCAGUGUGUGUCCUCCUCUGGUGUGUGAUUGUGAGUGUUGUGUGGUGGUGGACGGAGACUCCGUAGGUGUGAACUUACCCCAGGUCAGCUGUGACUACUAAGGUAGUCUACCACCACCAUGAGGGCGUGACUGUGUCAGUGAUAAAGCGCUUUAUGAAAUCUGAAGCUUUAAUGUAAUUUAAUGUUUUAAUAAAAACCCAACAUGUUGGGUUUAAAGAACCCGAUCGUUGGGUGACGUGAACCGACCCAAAUGGUUUGAACAGGUAGAUGUUCUAACCUGCACCAGGCUCUAGGUCUGCUGCACCUCCACCGGUGCCCAUUCUGCUGGCUGCAGGGACCUUCACUCCUGGAUGUUUCGCCCCUUAACCCGGAACAUCUCCUGGUGGCGGGGGGGGGGGGAGAACAGGGACGUCUUCCAGUCACCCCCUUCAGCUAGCCGUUCUCAGGGAUGGUCACUCCCCAUGCCUUGCCCCGCCUCCUCAGCCAGCUCCUUGGUGUCCUUGUGUAGCUCCUCGCCCCUCAGCCCUGGUUCUUUCAGUCGGUGAGUUGUUCAGCCUCCCACAAAACCCCUGGUGCCCACCCCCACUGGGAAGAGUCGUGUACGCCAACCGUUCUCCCAACACUCUGCCACGAGGUCGGUGUGUUUUGCUUCUUCCUCUCAUAGGCUCCACCCAUUCCCUCCUUCCACGGCACAGUCAGCUCCACCAGCAGCACAGACAUCUCCGCCUUGGUCCACAGCACCAUGUCCGGCUGAAAUGUACCGACCCAAACUGGGUUGUUUUUGUCCCGAUGUUUCUAAGAGAGUGAGGUUUAUGUCAGCUGAGACUCGGAUCUUCUCUAAGCGUCAUUAACUCUUCGACGGUCUCUCAGUGUCACAGGUGGAGGUGAUGGAGGGGGAGUGGCUUGUUGAACUUCCCUACAAAACCAUGGUCAAGCUGCCGGAGGACGUCACCGUGGAGUGGAGCCGCUGUGCCCCCGAGCCGAUGAGGGUCCACGUUUACCAGAACCAUGUCGUCAGUCAUGAUCAGAUGUACAGCGGACGCACCAGUAUGAAGGCGGACUGGUUAAAAACCAGGAACCUGAGUCUGACCCUGAGGGACCCCUGCUUCAGGGACAGUGGGACCUACAUCUGCUCGGUCCACAGAAACAGACAGAUCCUGGUCCAGAGAGCAGUCCGCCUGCAGGUCACAGGUCAGAACCUCCUCUUUCUAUGUUACAGAAGUUCUGAGAUGAACUCUGUAGGACCACAACUGCAGAACACGAGGUGCUGUCACUGGGUUCAGACGGACCCGUUUGGUUGUUCCUCUCACAGAACUUUGGACCCGUCCCACUCUUGCCUGUUUUAAAACCUCGCUCUAACUUUGUCCCCUCAGUGCCUGUGGAGAUCGUGGAGAUCGGGGACGGGUCCAAAACCUUCAUGCUGCCCUUCGUCACAUCAGCUCAGCUGCCUGAAGACGCCACGGUGGAGUGGAAGCGCUCUGAGCCCACAAACAUGACGGUCCACGUGUUUGAGAACGGCCAAGACCAGCCCUACAGACAGGACCAGUGUUACCAGGGCAAGACCAGGAUGAAUUCUGACCCCCUGCGGUCCAAAGACCUCAGUGUGACCAUCAGUAACUCAGGCCGCGGCGACAGUGGGACCUACAUCUGCACCGUCCGCAGGGAGGGCUACAUCCUGGCACAGAAGACGGUGCUGCAUCGGGUCAAAGGUCAGUGAUGUUGGUGCAGGUCUGAGGUCCGAGUCCCUGCUGUUUGCUGACUGGUUUUGUGGUCUGCAGGUCUGACUGAGAUGGACGUGGAGGCCGAGUACAUGUCCAAAACCGUGAAGCUGCCAUGGUUCAUCGUGGCUCAGCUCCCCGAGGACGCGUCUGUGGAGUGGAGCAUUAUGAAAGUAGGAGUCCAUAUUUACACGAAAAAGGUCCAUGUGUACCAAGACGGCCAGGACCAGCCGGACCAACAGGACCACUACUACCAAGGCCGCACCACCAUGACGAAAAACCCGCUGCAGACCGGAGAUCUGAGUCUGACCCUGAAAAACCCCACCGUACUCGACAACGGCGCCUACGUCUGUGCGGUCAAAGUGAACGGGAAAUCUGUGUGGGAGAGGAUGGUCCGGCUCAAGGUCAAAGGUCAGUACUGCUUGUAG
Messenger RNA from Xyrichtys novacula (pearly razorfish), 11504 nucleotides. The record is from the annotation of a GenBank genome assembly. NCBI's taxonomy places the organism in Eukaryota, Metazoa, Chordata, Actinopteri, Labriformes, Labridae.